AUUAAAAAACAUAAUAAGUAGUUCAAUAUUAUUUUAAAAUAUAAAAUAUGUAAUUAAACUUGAGAAAUAAAAAAAGAUGAGAAAACAUGGAGGGGUUAAUGUUGCAAUAUUUUCAUCUCUUUUGUUGGGUGACUUUGGGCAUUUGUUGGCCGGCACCUCACACCUCAAAAAAAUAUCUUUUUAAUCAGAUAAAGGGGUGCCGGCCAUCAGUGUGCCAGCACCCCAAAAAAAAUAUUAGAGCCGGUCAUCUAGUAUCCAAAGCCUGAAAGGUUAUUUUUCAAUAGAAAAAUAGUGGUGCCAGCCAUUUAAUUCUCAUAACCUAAUUUUACUAUUCAUUUCAAGUUAUUUGGGUAAUAAUUUUUAAACAGGAUUAUUUUUAUAAAUAUUAAUUUUUUUGGGUCAGAUGGUAAAAUUGCCUAUUCUUUAAGGACAACCAGCUUCGAUGCACAUGCCUUACCUGGUGAUUCACAAGCUGCUACUGUUGAUAAAAGUUUGUUGGCUAGAGAGGCAGCCAUAAAAUUAAUGAAGUAGUACCUUCAUCGUGCAGCUAACCAUAUGAAGCAACAAGCAGAUAAUAAAAUGUCUGAUAGGCAAUUCGAAGUAGGUAACUCAGAUCAUCUUAAGCUUCCACCGUAUAGACAAAAAUCUGUUGUAAACAGAGUUAAUCUCAAGCUCUUUGCUCGAUUCUUUGGUCCAUAUGAGAUGCUUGGACGAGUGAGAUCAAUGACUUAUAAUCAGACCCAAGCAGGGAUUAAUAUAGUAGCAACAGCCAAAGAUAUUCUUCAACAAGAAAUUUAUCAACUAUGGACAAAGAAAAAUAUUGGCAUAUUAUACUGGAGAUAUCCAAGAAAAUGGAGAUGAAGAAUCUUUAAGGCUAUUAAAAAAGAUAGCUGAUAUAGAAAUUGAAGACUAUCCAUCUCAUUCGGUAUUUCUUGUAUCUCAAUUGAAGAAGCAUGUGGGACAAGGGCCUGUACAAUCUCAGCUACCUAUAAUCAAUGAUGAAGGUAUACUUGCUAAGGAGCCUAUGGCUAUACUUAGCAGAAGAAUGGUCAAACGUGGUAAUCGAGCUGUUACUCAAGUGAUUACCCAAUGGAGCAACAGUUUUCUAAAGGACUCAACAUGAGAAUUUUUGUACGUCCUCGAGGAUAAGGAUGCAGCAAAGAAGGGAGCAUUCAUACUAGAUAAACGAAAUGAAAUUUUAUACACUUAUUGGGUUAUUUUCAUUAUUUUCUGAUUGGGCUGUAUUUUUGUGCUUAAUUCUAGUUUUUGUUUAUUUUGUUAAAUUACUUCAGUUGUGAGAAGUGUAACUGCUAAUACAAAUGUUAGAAAGAACAUCAAAUUUUACAAAAGAAAUUCUCUUUCUGGUUAAUUUUCUCUGCAACCCAUCAUUACAUCCUUCUCUACAUUUUUUUCUUCUAAAAUUUCAUCUACAUCCUCCACCACCUAUCGAUUCACAAUAUAGAUAAUCGAUGUAUCAAUAAACAAGCUUCCUUUUCCCAUGUUUCAUAUCUACUGGAACUGAAAUCUCAGUCUCCUAUCCCAAUUAUGAACUCAAUUCGAUUCAAGAUUCUGGUUCCCAGAACUACAACCCCAACACCUAAACACUUAACCAUAGCCCCUUCCCAUCUCAAUCUCGCUUCGACUACCAUUAUUGAAACCAACCCAUCGUUUCCAUAUCCAAACGUUGAAGACCCAGCCAAGACAUUGCCUAAUCUAUUGUCCAAUUGCACCACCCUUCUCCACUUGGACCAACUUUAUGCCCGCAUCAUUCAAACCCGACUUCUCGAUUGUUACUCCUCGCCGUUUCAUUGGAACAACGUUAUCCGAUCUUACACCAGGUUCAAUGCUCCCGUUAAAGCACUUCACAUCUACAUUGCCAUGUCGAGAACUGGACUCCUCCCUGAUCGUUAUACUCUCCCUCUUGUCUUGAAGGCUACCUGUCAGUGUUUCGCUAUUGACAUCGGCCGUCAACUACAUUCCGUGGCUGUGAAGAUUGGGUUAGAGUUGAAUGAGUUUUGCGAGAGUGGGUUUAUUAGCCUUUAUGCAAAAGCGGGACAGUUUAAGAAUGCGAGGAAGGUGUUUGAUGAAAAUCCCGAUAGGAAAUUGGGUUCUUGGAAUGCUUUAAUAGCUGGACUUGCUCAAACUGGGCGUGCUAAAGAAGCGAUUCAUAUGUUUUUGGAGCUGAAAAAAAAUGGGUUUUUGCCUGAUGAUGUGACUAUGGUUAGUGUGACAUCGUCUUGUGGUAGUUUAGGGGAUUUUGAGUUAGCUCUUCAGUUACACAAAUGUGUAUUCCAAGCUAAACGCUUUGAAAAAUCCGAUAUUUUGAUGUUGAAUUCGGUUAUUGAUAUGUAUGGGAAGUGUGGUAGGAUGGAUUUAGCUUAUUUAGUUUUUUCAAGGAUGAAGGAAAAAAAUGUUUCUUCUUGGACGUCUAUGAUUGUUGGCUAUGCAAUGCAUGGUCAUGUUAAGGAAGCUCUUGGUUGUUUCCUUUGCAUGAGAGAGUCCGGGGUGAGACCUAACUAUGUUACAUUUAUUGGGGUUUUAAGUGCUUGUGUGCAUGGUGGGAAAGUAGAGGAAGGGAAAUUUUACUUUGAUAUGAUGAAUAGUUAUGGGAUAAAGCCAAAUUUGCAGCAUUAUGGUUGCAUGGCAGAUCUGCUUGGUCGAGCCGGGUUGCUUGAGGAAGCAAGGAAGAUGGUGGAAGAGAUGCCUAUGAAGGCAAAUGUAGUGAUAUGGGGGAGUUUGAUUGGUGCAUGUGAGAAAUUCGGGAAUGUGGAGAUUGGGGAGUGGGUGGCUAAGCAUUUACAAGAAUUGGAACCUUGGAAUGAUGGGGUUUAUGUUGUAUUGUCUAAUAUCUAUGCUAGUAAUGGUUUGUGGGAAGAUGUUGAGAGGGUUAGAAGGAUCGUGAAGCAAAUGAAACUUGCCAAGACUCCUGGUUAUAGCUUGGCAACUACUUAGAAUUGAGUUUAGUUUGUUCCAAUGGCCAAUCAUCAUGUUAACCAUUUUAGAAUAAAAGUUACUUUGCUAA
Gossypium raimondii (Peruvian cotton) is the source of this 3022-nucleotide messenger RNA. Its product is annotated as pentatricopeptide repeat-containing protein At1g77170, mitochondrial. Gene Ontology annotation, biological process: RNA modification. NCBI's taxonomy places the organism in Eukaryota, Viridiplantae, Streptophyta, Magnoliopsida, Malvales, Malvaceae. Gene Ontology annotation, molecular function: protein binding; RNA binding. The transcript has a single exon. The record is from RefSeq and is a predicted model, not a curated record. Bases 1546 to 2952 code for a protein of 468 amino acids.